ACAACUACGACCCCUCGCCGCACUUCACGACCUCACCUCAAUACCAACCUCAUCCAACUCUCACAAUCUCCGAACCUCACAUCCACCCCAACACGUCGUCACAAUGGCGACAGUAGAGCACUGCCUCUACUGCUUCGAAACCCUAGCCGCCCGCCUCGAAAAACGUACCCCAAUGACCCUCUACCAAGUCCAAUCCUCCUGGGCCGCGUACCCAAAGGAAGACUCUCCUCCCACAACUAAACCCAAACUGCCCGCCCUGCAACGCCUCUCCGAAUCCCGCUCCAGCAGCACCGGCUCCUCGACGCCCUCCUCCUCAACAUCCACCACCUCCCUCACCCCCGCCAGCUCCCUCUCCUCCUUCUCCCCCAUCGGCCUGCACCCGCGCCGCACCUCGCAACGCUCCAGCACACUAACCGAAUCCCCGCUCUUCGUAACCUGGAACACCCUUUCCUCGUCCUCCCCACACCAAAAGUCCCUCCGCGGCUGCAUCGGCACCUUCACCUCGACGCCCCUCUCCGCCGGCCUCUCCUCGUACGCCCUCGCCUCCGCAAUCCAAGAUGAUCGCUUCUCGCCCAUCUCCCUCCGCGAACUAUCCUCCCUCGAAGUCUCCGUCACGCUGCUCACGGAUUUCGAAACUUGUCCGAGCCCGCUGGAUUGGGAGAUCGGGGUCCAUGGGAUCCGGAUUAGUUUUUACGCAAGGAAUAAGAGGUACGGGGCGUGUUAUCUGCCGGAUGUGGCGGUGGAGCAGGAGUGGGAUAAGGAGGAGACGGUUGUGAGUGCGAUGCGGAAGGCGGGGUGGGGUGGGAGGCGGGAGAAGUGGAUGGAGGUGGGGGAUUUGAAGGUUGUUAGGUUUCAGGGCGUGGCGGAGAGUGUGGGGUGGGGCGAGUUUAGGAGGUGGAGGGAGUGGGUUGAGAAAGGAAAGGAGGAGGGGAAAUAGAUGGAGGUAGAGGAUUGGGUGGAGUUUGAUGGAAUGGCGUUCGAGGUGGGGGAUUGGGAGGGCUAUAAUAGUUGAAUGGGCAUUUCUUUCUUUGCUUCGAUCAUUUUCUCAUUUACAGUCAGUCAUGGUAGAAGAGACAUAGAAG
Messenger RNA from Mollisia scopiformis, 1082 nucleotides. RefSeq lists its product as uncharacterized. The record is from RefSeq and is a predicted model, not a curated record. The transcript is spliced from 2 exons. NCBI's taxonomy places the organism in Eukaryota, Fungi, Ascomycota, Leotiomycetes, Helotiales, Mollisiaceae. Bases 104 to 937 code for a protein of 277 amino acids.